Messenger RNA from Aspergillus heteromorphus CBS 117.55, 2600 nucleotides. RefSeq names its product PHD finger domain protein. Bases 1 to 2295 code for a protein of 764 amino acids. NCBI's taxonomy places the organism in Eukaryota, Fungi, Ascomycota, Eurotiomycetes, Eurotiales, Aspergillaceae. The transcript has 2 exons. The record is from RefSeq and is a predicted model, not a curated record.
AUGAUGCUGACAGAGCCCUCCUUCACCUUUAGCUUCAGCUAUCCAAACGGUGAACCUCAGACCCCCACGAGGACCCCCCCGACUACAACAAUCUUCGGUGAUUCGGCGUUCCAGACUCCCAAACUCGAGUCCAGCUUCUUCGAUCCCAGAGUCACCUGGGAUACCUCCGACCCCUAUGCCUCGAGCCCCGAGUUCCUCCGCACCCCCCAGAAGUUCGGGCUGGGCACCCCGGUGAUCAAUCCCCUCCGCCUGCCGGACACCGCUCCCGACCACUUGGCAGACACAGAAGGACCCCUGCGGGGGAUCAAGGCGGAACAGGACACCGAUACAGCCAAGAGACGUCGUCCGUCAAGGCCCAAUUGCAUCGUGGGGGAGGAUGGUCCUCGCACAGUGGAUUCGGCCAAAUCAGCUGCCACGAUUCAGACCCCCCCGCCUAGCAGUGCUUCGAGGAAAAAGGUGACGGGACUUGAAGAUGCCGCUGGAACGGGUCGACGACCGUCAGGGUCCAGUCUGGUGGGCGGCCAUUUGGAGACUCCCAGUCGGUUAAUGGGGGCUUCACCGCGGCUCUUUGGCGACCUCCAGUCGUCCCCUGACCCGUUUCAACUGGCAUCGAUAAAUCCGUCCGGGUCUCCAUUCUUUCCGCAGCAGAGGCUAUUCUGGGACCAGGACUUCGAUCACCAUGCGGGCAACAUGGGCCUGUCGGCCACCACCGGGGUCAACCUUUUCGAUUCACACACACUCGAUACCUACCACCUCAAUCAAAAUCACAUUCAGGACUCUCAUAUUCCACAAUUACCCCCCAUUGAAGGAAACAUGGAUAUCCCUGAGUUCAAUGGCAGUACAUACAACAUCUCAUCGGGAGUUACCACGACCGAUGCCGCCCUAUUUCCCGCGCCCUUCUCAACCUCCCCUCGACGUCCUAUCACCAAGACAGAGGACCCAGCUAUGUUCCUAAGCUCUCCCGCCCGCCGGUUUGGGGGUCCUCAGCCGAGUCCGGAUAAGAGGCUCUUUUCCCGGCCCACUCGCCAACCCUACCAUCACCAGACGGAGGAGUCCAAGCGAGAGGAGCUCCGCCGUGCUCAAAGCGUCACCCAACAUAUCCCAGUGUAUGAAGAUGAAGAGGAUGAUUACACCCCCCGACAAACGCGACCCUCCCUGACUCGCAGUCUAACACACAGUGCCGUCACCGGAAAUGCAUAUCGUUCUGGGUCUGGCGGUAUGGCUUCUAGCAAUGGAAUUCGGAAGAGUCCCUCCAAGGGUCGGUCCUCUCCAAUUAAACCCUUCCGCCAGCAGCUCUCGAGGGCUAACUCGGUGGCCUCUACUCUUCCCACUCGUUCCCAGUCCGUAGUUCUGAAGAUUGGCAAGGACGGUAGGGCAAAGACGGAGAUGCAGCCCGUGCCCGAGUCAACAGGGCUGACGGAUCCCGUCACUGGGAUGGACCUCGAUGGCUCCGCCACGGAAAGCGAGUAUGACUCGGUAGACUUUUCUGAAUACCCCACCAUCCCCAGCCGCAAUCCCUCUUAUGCCUUCUCCGAUGCCAGUGGGGCGACGAUUGCCCGCAGCGAAUCCGGCUCGCGACCCCAUUCCAAGGGCUCCUACACCUCUACGGCCGCUUCGUCUUCAGGACGGGCGUCCCCUUGGGGGGGGAAUGGUCGAGGGCCUUCCAGACGACCACAGUACAAACCUACGUUGGAUGACUGGAAGCGGACCCCGAAAAGACAGUCGACGGUAUUGCACUCGGAUCUGUCGUAUGUUAGCGCCGGAUCGCUCGUGGAGCCCUUUGCAGAACCGGAGAACGACAGCGGCGAUGCCCAACACGCACUGCGAAAGGUCCUCCAGGAAAGAGGCCGGAUCCCUCGCCCGCACACUGUAAGCUAUGGCUCGCGUGCUAGCCGCGGCGCACGCUCCCUGGCCCAUCUGCGGUCGUCUCCGCCGCGUUUUGGAGCCGAGCUUGACCUCGCCUCACGCACGACCAAUACGUCCCCCACGACUAUGACUGACCCCGACCUUGCCACGCCCAUCACCGACCGCUUCAGCAACCCAAGCAAUGGAACCAGAUGCAUCUGCAAUUCCAUGGACAACGGUGGCCACUUGAUGAUUCAAUGUGAAUCCUGUAGCCACUGGCUGCAUACGAAGUGCGUUGGUCUGGAGCGGGCCAAUCUGCCGUCGGUCUAUGUCUGUCUCUUCUGUGCCCAGACUCCCACCCGCAAGAACAACCGUAUCCGGGUGCCCGUGGGAGCUGUUGAGCCUGCCCCAACCUCACCUCUCGCUCAUAAAUCCUACCGAUUCCGAUGAAAGUAACGACCCAGCGUCCCCUUGGCGCCUUUCACUUUUCUGUGUACCAUUCCCCUCCCCCCGGGUUCUUGUACGACUUUGUGCCGGUCUACUUCCCGGGUGAGUUCUUUAUGCAUGGAGUCUUGCCACGGCAGGCCAUGCCUCUUUUCUUGCCGACCGGGUCUCCUUUGUUCCUCUAUGCGCCCGAGCUUAGACAUACCCUUUUCCUUGAGACAUGCCGCUCCGUCCAUUGACGGCCAUGUAUUCGCAUCCCAGCUGAAGACUGGAUGUUUCCUAAUUGUCCUAUUAAUGGCGGUGAAGCCGAG